AUGGCUGCAGCAACUCUUAUACGCAAGGCGCUGCCUCAUCUCGACAAUCCUGUGGUCGACUACCUCGACGGAUAUAUCGAAGAUGCCGCCGACGAUCCAACCGAAGAUCUCUUCGAGACUGUAGUCAAGCCCAUGCUUGAAUCAGCUUGCAUUUCCGAUCCUUCCUCGUCGAAGCAGGUGCAUGCUCUCCUACCCAAGCUGCUGGAGCUCAUCCAAUCCAAGCUUCCGGAUGAUGCCGAUGCUAUCAACGCUAACGGACUCACUCGUCUCGACAAGGUCGUCGACAUGCGCAACACCGAGAUGUCGCGUACGCAGGGCUUCGACCAGGCCGGAGGUGUCGACAUCGCCCUCGGUACCACCAAGCAGAACCGUUCCACUGUCGAUGUCAAAAAGCUCGAAAAGCAAGAAGCCAAGACUCGUGCCAAACUCGCCAAGCGUGCCCAGCGCGAUCUUUAUGAAUCCAGCAAGCUUGUCGAACAGUCCAGACAGCAGGCUAGCUACGAAGAACUCUUCCUCAAGGUCAACCCGCUCGAAAGUAUCGGAAACAAAGGCAAGAACAAGGACAUUCACCUGCCCAAUAUCGACGUCAACUUUGGCAGCAACCGUAUCCUCUCCAACGCUACGCUCACCAUCAAGGCCGGUCGCAGAGCAGGUCUCAUUGGUCGCAACGGUGUGGGUAAGUCUACACUAUUGCGCAACAUGGCGCUUCGAGAGAUCCCCAUCCCGAUGUCGAUCUCGAUUCUGUAUGUCGAGCAAGAGAUUGUGGGAGACGACACAUCCGCUAUCGAGAGUGUGCUCAAGGCCGACGUUUGGCGUGCCAAGCUCUUGCAGGAGGAAGCCGAGAUCAAUGCAGAGCUGCAAAAGCUCGAAGACUCUGCUGCUGCUGCUGUUGCCGCUGCCAAUGCUGCCGCCGCUGCGCAGAACGACGCCGCCAACGGUGAUGAUGCCGCUGCUGCCGGCCUCUCGCGAGGCUCUGCAGUCGACAUGCCCACACGACAGCGUGAGAUCAAGCGAGAAGAGCUCUCUACGCGUCUCGGUGAAGUGCAAGCCAAGCUUGUCGACAUGGAAGCCGAGACCGGUCCUGCACGAGCUGCCUCGCUUCUCAAUGGUCUUGGUUUCAAGACCGAAGACCAGAUUCGUCCCACCAAGACCUUCUCGGGUGGUUGGAGAAUGCGUCUCGCACUUGCACGUGCGCUCUUCUGCAAGCCCGACUUGCUCAUGCUCGAUGAACCGUCGAACCACUUGGACCUUAAUGCGCUUGCCUGGCUUGAGGAUUACUUCGUCAACGACUACGAAGGUACUUUGCUCGUCGUAUCGCACGACCGAGCGUUCCUCAACCGUGUUGCUACCGAUAUCAUCCACAUGCACAGCGAGAGGCUCGACUACUACAAGGGUAACUUCGACCAAUUCUACCAGACACGAGAGGAACGCAGGCGCAACCAGCAGCGAGAGUACGAAGCCGUUCAGCUGCAGCGUGCUCAACUGCAAGCGUUCAUUGAUCGUUGGAGAGUCAAUGCCAACAGGGCCGCACAGGCGCAGAGUAAGAUCAAGCAGCUCGAGAAGUUGCCCAAUAUCGAACCACCGGAGGAUGACGAUGUGGUGCACUUCCGUCUCCCCGAUACCGAUAAGUUGCCAUUGCCACUGCUGCAGAUUAGCAAUGUUACUUUCGGAUACCGCCCCGAACGUUUGCUGUUGAAGAACGUCGAUUUCGACAUCACCCAACAAUCGCGUGUUGCAGUGGUCGGACCCAACGGUGCUGGUAAAUCUACCCUGAUGAAGCUUCUUAUGGGCGAAAUCACUCCACUUCAAGGUGACCAGAAACGAAACUCGCGCCUGCGUGUCGGUUUCUUCUCCCAGCACCACAUCGAUCAACUCGACCUCAAUGCAAACCCUGUCACCUUCCUUCAGUCCAAAUACCCUGGCAAGACCGAACAGGAGUACCGUUCGCAUCUCGGCGCAUUUGGUAUUAAAGGUAUGACAGGUCUACAGAAGAUUGCUACUUUGUCAGGAGGUCAGAAAUCCCGUGUUGCGUUCGCGCACAUCUCGAUGAUGCGUCCACACGUAUUGUUGUUGGACGAACCGACUAACCACUUGGAUACGGAAGGUUUGGAUGCACUGUGUGAGGCGAUCAAGAAGUUUAAUGGUGGUGUGAUCUGCAUUUCGCACGACGAGACUUUCAUCAAUAACUGUAUGGAGGAAUUGUGGGUGGUGGAUGAUGGAAAGGUAGAGAAAUUCAAGGGUGAUGUGGCUGAGUAUAAGAGGAUUAUUCUGAGUAAGAACAAGGCUGGUGCCAAGCCCUAA
Ustilago hordei is the source of this 2301-nucleotide messenger RNA. Its product is annotated as putative positive effector protein GCN20. NCBI's taxonomy places the organism in Eukaryota, Fungi, Basidiomycota, Ustilaginomycetes, Ustilaginales, Ustilaginaceae. Gene Ontology annotation, molecular function: ATP hydrolysis activity; ATP binding. The coding region runs from base 1 to 2301 and encodes 766 amino acids. The transcript has a single exon. The record is from RefSeq and is a predicted model, not a curated record.